This is a messenger RNA of Bufo bufo (common toad), 1437 nucleotides long. Its product is annotated as TRAF-interacting protein with FHA domain-containing protein A-like. NCBI's taxonomy places the organism in Eukaryota, Metazoa, Chordata, Amphibia, Anura, Bufonidae. The transcript is spliced from 2 exons. The record is from RefSeq and is a predicted model, not a curated record. Bases 143 to 709 code for a protein of 188 amino acids. Gene Ontology annotation, molecular function: protein binding. Gene Ontology annotation, biological process: canonical NF-kappaB signal transduction.
AGGCGUGUGACAGGAAUGGGCGGGAGGAGGCGUGUGCUGCUGCCUGUGUAAUAUUCCGAACCGCAGCCAGAGGCUAGUCAUAACUCAGAUAGGGACGGUGUGAAGGAGAGGUGACUUGCUGCUAGCGCAUCACAACACAGGAAUGGCCUCCACAGGCGGGGACAAUAAUGUGGACACAGAACAGACUUUUCCGUGUUUGCUCAUGAAGCUGUACCAUCCUCACCAAGAUGACAGAAGAAUUUUUAGUGCCAUUGAAUUGGGCAGAAAAUACGAGAUCCGAGCCGAGGAGGUGGUUUCCUUUGGACGGGACGUUAAUUGCUGUAGCUUCACCUUGCUACAGAACAGAGUCUCCCGCAUGCAGUUUGCUUUGCAGUUCUUCAAACCAUUCAAUAGUUCAGCAUUGUCUUUUGAGAUAAAAAACUUAAGCAAGAAAACCAAACUCUAUGUUGAUGGAUGGGAACUGAGUUACCUCAAUAAGGUCGACCUUCCUCCAAAGUGCAUGGUUCGUUUUGGGGAAUUUCAGAUUCUGAUUGAGACUGAAGCCGGAGAGUCAGAGGACAAAUUUGCAGUCUACUGUGAAUUAUCGCGUGUUUCUCUUGUACAAGAAACGGGCCAUCCGGUGAAGCAAUCCAUUCCUGAGUCAAACCAUCAGCCUUUUAGUGUCCCACCAACUCCUCCCCCAGUGGAAGAUGAUGAAAACUAUGUAUAAAAAGGUUAUUAUCCAUGUGUAUUACCAUUUUAUAUACAAAUACAUGAAGAACAGAUGAAAUAACGCCACCGUAGCCUUGGUGUAAAAGCCGCACUGCGGCCAUCUUGUUUCCAAAGACUUCUUCGUAUGAUACGGUGUCUCAGGAUGAAGUUAUUCUCAUAAGACACUCUAUUAAAGGGGUGAUCCCACGAAUUUAAAUUCUCUUUAAAACUCUUUCACUUGCAUGUUUGGAGGACUUUCUUUCCUUUCUGUGGGCGGCCUACAUCUCCCAAGAUGCAUUGCAAUUAGCUAUUGUUAACCCCUGCCUCCCUAGCAUACAAAAUAGUCCAUCACAAAUAUUUCUAUGAAUUUAGAAAUGGGUAUGAAUGAAAGAAAGGUGUGUGGACGUCUUCACCUGCUUCUCUAUGAGACCACUACCCCAGGUCUGAGAGGAGGAAGGGAAGCUACUGCACGUGUUAAUCUACAGCUGGGGGCGCUACCAGAGAGGGAAAUGUACAUGGGAAAUAAUAUAUUUGAAUGCAUGUACCGUAUUUUUCGCUUUAUAAGACACCGUUUUUUUUGGGGGGGGGGGGGGGGAAGUGCGUCUUAUUAAGCGAAUGGUGCAAUUUUUACAUUGCUGACACUGAUACAUCGCCGGCAGCUAUGCUGCACAGUGCGGCCUGCGAUGUACAAGUUACAGUUGAGCUCUAUCACGCGGGGUGGGAGGAGGGGCUGGAGGCCAGCAACUA